Brettanomyces nanus is the source of this 1752-nucleotide messenger RNA. RefSeq lists its product as uncharacterized. Bases 1 to 1752 code for a protein of 583 amino acids. Lineage: Eukaryota; Fungi; Ascomycota; Pichiomycetes; Pichiales; Pichiaceae. The transcript is spliced from 2 exons. Gene Ontology annotation, cellular component: mating projection tip. The record is from RefSeq and is a predicted model, not a curated record.
AUGAUUAUUUUUGCAAUCAACCUAACGAUUGGUAUCUACGUUUGUCUUCUUACUUCCGCUAUCGACAUCUCUGCAGAUGUUGCUUUGAAUGCCACCGAAUCAGUCAUUAAAGUUGCUAAUGAUACCAUUAUCUCCUUAGCUGAUGAUCUAGAAGACGGUUUAAGUGAAAUCUCAACAAUUUCCAAUAAAAUCAUAAGUGCUGUGGAUGAUACAGUUAGUACUGUUGAAGAUAUAUUUGGAAGUGAUGAUAACGGCAAUGAUAAGAAACUUCAACACAGGAUUGGGAAGGGCAAGAUCAAUGAAACAGCCAACAGCAAAGAAUUCAAAUCCGGAGACUUGUAUGUUCCAGAUACAAAGACCGUUACAUUUUGCAGAUCUUCUAACGAGAUCGAGGAGUUUUACGACGAAGCAGGCAAGAUUAUUUAUAGAAUCUCUAUGAUCCUUGUUGCAGUCCUUAUUUUGGCCAUGAUAGCCAUGAUGAUUUAUGAGUCCUGGUGUGAAUAUAGGAACUGGUCAAGAAUAAAACAUGCAGCAGGAGAUUUGCAAAACUUGGGACCAGAGUCUUCAGAGAAUAUUCAAAGGAAUAUUGAAGUAUUAGACUCUUUCCAGAACAGAAGUGCUAACAUGGUGAGCAGUAUCCUGGGUAGACUGGCCUCUUUAAAUAAUCCUAUUGCACAAAACAGAUUGAGGUGGAUGGUUAAUUAUGGCCUUUCUCCUUAUGCUUUACCAGUACUUCUUCUUGGACUUGUUGGCUUAAUAUCAUUUGGAUUCCAGAGUGCUAUUCUUCACUCACUUUCCACUGUAGACACCAAAAAUGUGGAGGAGUUCAUUCAAAGUGCUAGCAAUAAGGUGUCACAAGAUAUAAAUGGCUCUGUAGAGGAUUGGUGUUCACAUACAAACAAAUACAUUCUUGCUUAUCAAGACGAUUUGAAUGACAAUAUGCUUGGAUGGGUUAGAAGCACUACAGAAUCUGUUAAUGAUACAGUCAAUGAGUUCACUGAGGAGAUGAAUGAAAGAUUGAAGGAUAUAUUUGGUGAUACACCUCUUUAUCAACCUAUUCAAAGUGUUGUCGGUUGCGUUUUGACAACAAGAUUAAUGCAGAUAACCAAAGCAAUGGAAUGGGUUCAUGAAAAGGCAGAUGUCAGCCUUCCUAAGAUAAAUUCUACUGAAUUUUUGGACCAGGCAUUCCGAGGUGAUGAUGUUCAAAAUAGCUCUAAAGUGAUGGACCAAUUGAAGUCUGUCAAGAAUGAUAUGAAAUCUAUGAUCAAAUCGAUAGUCAAAGGAUACAGAAAAACAUUAUUGAUUGAAUUGUACAUUUCCUUAGGAUUGGUAGGACUAUGGAUAUGCAUCAUGGUCCUGGGUGGGGUCAUAUUGGUGGCCAGAGAACACACAAUCAAAAAGAGUACGCAGGAAACGGGGAUGUUUGCUCCUGUAACCCGAAUACCAAGCUUUGUAACGCAAUCGGGGGAAAUAAUUGACUCCUUUGGAACCAAUCAGUCCAUUAAAGGAUUUCAAGAAAAGACAUUGCCUAAACAGGAAGCCGAGAAGGAGUAUUUCUCUGAUAAGGGUGUAAUCAACAAGGCACUUUCCAAACUUCUCAGAAGACUGAACGGAAACUCAGCAGACUCAAUUCCUGAUGUUCACCGACCCAAUAUUCAUGCCACGGAUUCUACAUUGUCGGGAAGUUUCACUGAUUUUACAGACUCGUUUACGGAUCCCGGAAUGUCUACAGCUUAUAAAUGGAAGCUAUGA